AUGCGGAGGAGCCGGAGGAGCUACCUCGCUUUGGUGACGUUGCUGGCCGUGGCAGAUGCAUCUUUCGAAGAUGACGCGGAAAUUCAAGUUAGCAUGAACAAAGCUUGGCCAUACUCAAACCCCACCGAGACGUACGAGUACUAUGACUUCCCGUUUUGCAAGCCGAAAAUCGUGAUGCCGCACUUCAUGACCCUUGGUCAGGUCUUGCGUGGAGAUCGAUUAGUGAAUUCGCUGUACCCAAUGCAUAUGAAGCGACAAGUCCCAAGGACGGUGAUUUGCUCAAGGAGAAUGACUGAGGCGGAUAUUCGUAUGCUCAAAGAAGCCAUAGAUCAGAAUUACAUGUUCGAGCUUUUCGUUGGUGAGCUGCCGAUUGACCGACCAUUCGGCGUUGUGUCGACAAUGGGGAACGAAAAGGAUGAGCAGGUCACUGACAGGUAUUUCCUUGUUAACUACCUCGACUUCAUUAUCGGUUACAACGAAAAGGAGGUGGUGUCCGCAAACGUGACCAGGGAGCUCAACCUAGAGCACCUGGUCGACAUCACCGAGUGGAAAGAGGGAAUGGUGAUCCAGUUCUCGUACUCGGUACAGUGGACACCCCUGCCGCACAUCAUUCCCUCCCAAGCUUUGGAGCUGCAGCUGAAGUCCACGAUGCCGCAUGGGCACCAGAACAUGGACAUUCACUGGCUCGCAAUCAUCAACUCCUUCGUGCUGAUGUUGCUCAUCUUGUCGCUGUUUCUUCUGAUCAUCAUCCGCGUGGUGCGGUCAGAUUUGUCGAGAUACCUCCAAAUUCCAGACGAAGAGCUCAAUGCGGUGGAAGAAGAGACAGGCUGGAAGCUGCUGCACGCGGACGUCUUCCGCGCUCCCAAGCAUAGGCUCUUCUUCUGCUCCGCGAUAGGUGCCGGUGCGCAGAUGACCAGUAUGAUGAUCAUGGUCGUGCUCGUUGGUUGCAUCGGAGCCUACUACCAGCGUGGAGCGGUUGCCUCUGCCGCGGUGAUCUCCUACAUGGUCACAGCUCUUCUAGGUGGAUUUGUGAGUGCCAACCUCUACCAGAAGCUCGGGGGUGAGAAGUGGGCCUGGAACAUCUUUAUGACAGCCCUCUGCUUCAUGGGACCGGCCUUCUUGAUUUGGUCCUUUCUGAACACGGUUGCCAUCUUUUAUGGCUCCACAGCUGCCUUCCCGUUCCCGACCAUAUUGCUGAUGUUCGCAAUGUGGGCAUGUGUUACAUUCCCACUGACGGUGCUUGGUGGGAUCAUCGGGCGGCAUCGAUCCCUGAAGCAGGCGCAGGCUGAGGGAAGUCCUUUCCCGUGCAAAACGAACAAGCUAGCGCGGGAGAUUCCGUCGUGCCGCUGGUACCAGAGUCCAGUGACCCAGUUCUUUGCAUCUGGCUUCCUGCCCUUCAGUGCCAUCUACAUUGAGCUGCACUACAUCUUCAACUCUGUUUGGGGCCCUCGGAUAUACUUCCUCUACGGGAUAUUGCUAUUGGCCUUCACAAUGCUCUUACUAGUCGCCGGCACAGUGACGGUGCUUUUUACGUAUUUCCACCUCAAUGCGGAGGACCAUCGUUGGUGGUGGAGAUCGUUUGGUUCGGGUGUGGCAGUUUCGGCAUUCUUCUACCUGUACUGCAUAUACUUCUUCCUGCAGACAGGGAUGAAUGGUUUCCUUCAGUGUUCGUUCUUCUUCCUGUACUCACUGCUCGCAGCUCACGGCAUCGCACUGAUGCUGGGCUGUGUCUCCUUUUACUGCUCGUACUUCUUCGUGAUCUACAUCUACUCCAGGAUCAAGGCCCAGCCGCCAGCAUUGCUUCGGUUGCUAGCUGCUAGUCUGGAAAGCCGUCGCGUGCCGGCUCAAGCUUAG
Molecule: messenger RNA, 1854 nt
Organism: Symbiodinium necroappetens
Lineage: Eukaryota; Dinophyceae; Suessiales; Symbiodiniaceae
Source: the annotation of a GenBank genome assembly